Molecule: messenger RNA, 932 nt
Organism: Saccostrea cuccullata (small rock oyster)
Lineage: Eukaryota; Metazoa; Mollusca; Bivalvia; Ostreida; Ostreidae
Exons: 6
Coding region: 84-932 (282 amino acids)
Source: RefSeq, a predicted model, not a curated record
AAACGGUGUUCGUCAGCCUUGGAAGUAACGUUAUUACUAAGGCUAUUUGGAACCAAACUAAUUUUCGGGGAUUGGCUACAUGGAUGCGAUGCAUUAACAAUUUCUUUAAAAACAUAGACACAAGAGGCACAAAAUAUCAUGAAUGCACCUGCCACGGGAAUCCAGAUAUAUUUCAACUGACCAUAAAUGACAUAGAAUCUUCAGUUGAGGGUGUAUACAGAUUGGAACUUAAGCUUCCAAACAGUGCACUGGAAAGCAAAAAUAUAACUGUUUAUGUUUUAAAUGACAUUAAUGCAAUUGGGAAGGACGAACUUAACUUCUUGCGCUAUAAAGAAUGUGACAACAUUGCAAAAGAAGCUCUUCGGAUUACGUUUGAAAGAUAUCUUCAUCAAAGCGGCACUGACCUUGCAACUCAUCUUGCAGGAUAUCAAAACCAUUUAAUAUCCAUAAAAAAGCUAAAUCCUUAUCAGAUCGAAAUUCUUUAUCCAAGUGAUGGGUCACUUGUCUCCACAAGGACGUUUGAUGUUUCAAUUCUUUACACAUUAUUGCGAAACACCACAAGUAUUAAAAAACCAAAAAACAACUGGAAUCAUGAACCACCUUUGGAAAGCAUCGACAAAGCGGAUGACGUUGAAAGAAUUCAUCUGUUUAGAAAUUUGGUUGCUCAUUGUACAAAUAAAAAACUUUCCGAUGACGAAUUCGAGGAAAAAUGGUUCGAUUUGUCAACGGCAAUCGAUAGACUUAGUAAGGGAAAAUUAAGGAAGCCAUUAUGCCAAUUAAGAAACAAAAGGUUCGAGCAACAAAAAGUCAGCAAGGAAAAAUUGUAUAGAAGACAAAAUUUCACGGACCCAUACACAGAAAUCAUAUCGAAAUGGCAGUUGCAGGAUAAAUUAUUCUGCAAGGAGCUACGGUUGGUUGAAAAAAAAGUUUGA